AGUUUCUCUGGCCGCCAGGUCCGGCGAGCCAGAGCCGCGAGGUGCGGCGGCGCCGCGGAACCCGCCGGGCCGGCAGCUCUGGGAAGACAGCCGGGAACACACUGCAAAACACUGAAAAAAAAUUCCCAAGUCAGUCCGAGGCGCAGGGGGGCAGGACUCUCCACAAGAACAGCAGUUCUCUGCACUUUGGGGCUAUCAACACCAAGCAGACAGAGAAGCAGGAGGGAAGACUGUGAAGACAAUGCCAGAAACAGGGUAACCUGACUGCCCAGGCAGUGUCUUCUGCCAGGUGUUCAGCUCUGCCAGGCUCCUCGAGGCCUCUGCUAUGACCACAGUUCCCUCGUGGUACCAGGACUGCCCUUUGCUGCCGCAGCCCCACCAGAUCCCCGUUCUGCCCUAUCUGUCCUUGGCCCCAAGCCAGCAUGGGCAGUGUCAGUAGCCUCAUCUCUGGCCACAGCUUCCACGGCAAGCACUGCCGGGCUUCACGGUACAAGCUGGGCAAAUCCUCCCAUCUCAAGAAGCUCAAUCGGUAUUCAGAUGGGCUGCUGAGAUUUGGCUUCUCUCAGGACUCAGGCCAUGGCAAGUCCAGCUCCAAAAUGGGAAAGAGUGAAGACUUCUUCUACAUCAAGGUCAGCCAGAAAGCCCGGGGCUCCCACCACCCAGAUUACACUGCACUGUCUAGUGGGGACAUGGGCGGCCAGCCUGGGGUGGACUUUGGCCCGUCCACCCCACCCAAGCUUAUGCCCUUCUCCAGUCAACUAGAAAUGGGCUCAGAGAAGGGUGCAGCAAGGCCCACAGCGUUCAAGCCGGUGCUGCCGCGGUCAGGAGCCAUCCUCCACUCGUCCCCUGAGAGCUCCAGCCACCAGCUGCACCCUGCCCCUCCAGACAGGCCCAAGGAACAGGAGCCAAAGCCCAGCCUGUGCUCUGGGGCGCUGUCUGACUCCGGCCGGAACUCCAUGUCCAGCCUGCCCACACACAGCACCAGCAGCAGCUACCAGUUGGACCCGCUGGUUACGCCAGUGGGGCCCACCAGCCGUUUUGGGGGCUCAGCCCACAACAUUACCCAGGGCAUCAUCCUCCAGGACAGCAACAUGAUGAGCUUGAAGGCUCUGUCUUUCUCUGAUGGGGGUAGCAAGCUGGCCCACCCAAGCCAGGUGGACAAGGGUUCCUCAUGUGUGCGUUGCCCCAUCUCCACAGACGAGUGCACCAUCCAGGAGCUUGAGCAGAAGCUGCUGGGGAGAGAAGGAGAGCUGCAAAAGCUGCAGCGCAGCCUGGAGGAGAAGGAGCUGCCCUCCAGCCAGGCCUCCGAAGAGCGGCAGUGGCGCUGCAAGGAGGGGCGGGAGGGCCUGGAGCAGAAGGGCAGCAGCAAGCCGAAGCAAGCCUCCCAGAAGAGCCAGCGCACGCAGCAGGGGCUGCACCUCCAGGUGCUCCAGCUCCAGCAGGAGAAGCGGCAGCUCCGGCAGGAACUUGAGAGCCUCAUGAAGGAGCAGGACCUGCUGGAGACCAAGCUUAGGUCCUAUGAGAAGGAGAAGACCAGCUUCGCCCCCGCGCUGGAAGAGACCCAGUGGGAGGUGUGCCAGAAGUCAGGUGAAAUCUCUCUCCUGAAGCAGCAGCUGAAGGAGUCCCAGACAGAGAUCAAUGCCAAGGCUAGUGAGAUCCUCAGUCUGAAGGCGCAGCUGAAGGACACACGGGGCAAACUGGAAGGCAUGGAGCUGAAGACUCAAGAUUUGGAGAGCGCUUUGCGCACCAAGGGCCUAGAGCUAGAGGUCUGUGAGAAUGAGCUACAGCGCAAGAAAAAUGAGUCUGAGCUUCUCCGAGAGAAGGUGAACCUGCUGGAGCAGGAGCUGCUGGAGCUGCGGGCCCAGGCUGCCCUGCAGCGGGAUGCUGUGUCUCUGGGGCCAGGACUGGGGCCUGGGCCAGGGACUACUUUCUCUGAGGACAUCCCCGCCCUGCAGCGGGAGUUGGAGCGGCUGCGUGCAGAGCUGAAGGAGGAGCGGCAAGGCCACGACCAGAUGUCGUCAGGCUUCCAGCAUGAGCGGCUGGUGUGGAAGGAGGAGAAAGAGAAGGUGAUCCAGUACCAGAAGCAGUUACAGCAGAGCUACCUAGCCAUGUACCAGCGGAACCAGCGCCUGGAGAAGGCUCUGCAGCAACUGGCCCGUGGGGACAGUGCAGGGGAGCCCUUUGAAAUUGACCUUGAAGGGGCCGACAUCCCCUAUGAGGACAUCAUAGCCACUGAGAUCUGAGGGGCCUACCGGGAGAGGGAGAGCCAGGGAUCUGGCAUCGGGAGGCAGGGGUACAGAGCCUGUCAUGGAGGGCUCCUCUCCCCACUCCCCUGCUCAGUAACUCAGGCCUCUGUGAGAGGCCUUCCCCAAGGCACAGACUGGGAUUCUCCAGGGGAGGGGGGGGAGGAAGGACUGCUACAUAACCUUGGCAGCCCUUGCCCACAUUCCAGCAUUUACCAUCCCUGCAGCCCACCAGACCUCUAGCUUUCCUAAGAGACGGGUUCAGGGAUCUCCAUCAUUUGGUUAAGAGGUCUCUAAACCUUGCCUUUUGUUCAAAAAUACUUAGACCCUCUCCCAGGGAUGGUGGUAACUGCCGUAUUGGCCGAUGGCCACCCCAGGACAGAAGCUCCCUUUUGCCUCUUCGCACAACUGCUUUUUUUGCCCCUGGACACAUUGGGAUGGCUUGAGAGUAGAAAGAAGCCAUCUGUGAUCAUAAACCUUAGAACCUGACCCGGUCAUAACCUGAGCUGUUUUUCUCUGGCCUCAGAGUUGUAGGGGUUGGAUUUUGGUAUGGAGAACCUGGCUUAGCAACAUCAGAGCUGUCCCAAUCCUAGAAAGCCACAAAAAGGAGGGGAAAUCUGGGGCAGCCCAGGAAUGUCUAGACUCAGCAAAGCCCAGAGGGGGUCAGAGGGAGAAGCCAGGUAGUAAUGGCCAGACCCUGCUGGGCCCUGCUAACUGAAGGUAAGCAGCCUUUGGACAGCUGGUAGCCAUUGAGCUCAGUGACCACUCUUCUUAAAGCCAUAGACACUGAGGUCCUGGGGAGGGGAAGAUUGUGACACAGGGAAGCUGUGGUUUUCCAAAUUUCCCUGGGACAGCCUCCAGAUCUUUCCUCAUGGGGCUAGAGGUAGGGGUGCCCCCACGUGAUUUAAAUUGGCCAGUGGCUACUCUGAACUUACUUUCUUCUCAAGAAUCCAGCCUUUGCUGGAUCCAGAAUAACCUAUAUACGACGAAAAUGGCGCAGGGAUGAUCUGACAUUUCCCUCCUUUGCCUGUGGCUCAGUUGAGUGGCACACACUUUCCCCUUUGCAUUUCCAGUGCUAAAUUCAGACAAGACUCCUUACAGGUCAGGAACAAUCCCAGAAUUUGGUGGGCCAGAGUCCCAGGCAGGGAGAAGAGACACAAAUACAGCCUAAUGAACAGCCCCAGGGCCACUGGCUAGCUUCCCUCCACCUGGGCCCCACAGGAGCCCCCAGUUGUAGAGAAUCCAGAAAGCUUCAGUUUGCUAGGGGCUGGGCCAGUGCCUGGGGGAGGCUGGUGUUUCUCGUCUGAAGAUGUGCAGAGCUGGGGGAGGAGAGAAUGGUGGGGUUUCUUACUUGGUUGCUUGGUUCAGAGGGACAAAAAAAAAAUU
Molecule: messenger RNA, 3629 nt
Organism: Leptonychotes weddellii (Weddell seal)
Lineage: Eukaryota; Metazoa; Chordata; Mammalia; Carnivora; Phocidae
Gene: LZTS1
Product: leucine zipper tumor suppressor 1
Biological process (GO): regulation of dendrite morphogenesis; regulation of synaptic plasticity
Cellular component (GO): dendritic spine
Source: RefSeq, a predicted model, not a curated record